This is a messenger RNA of Colius striatus (speckled mousebird), 1464 nucleotides long. It is a transcript of the gene AIRE, whose product is annotated as autoimmune regulator. The coding region runs from base 1 to 1464 and encodes 487 amino acids. The record is from RefSeq and is a predicted model, not a curated record. Gene Ontology annotation, cellular component: cytoplasm; nucleus. Gene Ontology annotation, molecular function: DNA-binding transcription factor activity, RNA polymerase II-specific; DNA binding; translation regulator activity. NCBI's taxonomy places the organism in Eukaryota, Metazoa, Chordata, Aves, Coliiformes, Coliidae. The transcript has 12 exons. Gene Ontology annotation, biological process: humoral immune response; regulation of transcription by RNA polymerase II.
AUGGCGGGGCCGGCGGGCGAUGCGGACCUGCGGCACCUCCUGAAGCUGCACCGUACCGAGAUCGCCAUGGCAGUGGACGACGUGUUCCCGCUGCUGCACGGCCUGGCCGACCACGACGUUGUCCCCGAGCACAUCUUCAAGGAGACGCUGAGCCGGACGGAGCAGGAGGGCUCCCACCGCGCUUUCCACGCAUUGCUCACGUGGCUCCUGGGCCGUGAUGCUGCUGCCAUCCGCGACUUCUGGGCCGUCCUUUUCAAGGACUACAACCUGGAGAGGUACACGCGGCUCCGACCCCUCCGAGGCGCCUUCCCCAGAGAGGUGGAGCUGGGCCGGCAGCGCCGCGGCAGACGCCUCUCCCCCAGCCCCACCGCCCCACACAGACCCCAAGGCAAGAGGAAAGUCCCCGAGGAGCGGGACAGGGCCCAUGUGAUGAAGCCCUCCCCGAGGCAUGCUGCCAGCCCUGGGCCCCCGGCAAAGGCGAGGCCUGUGAAGAAGCUGGAGGGCACAGGUGCCCCCCGUGCCCCUCGAGCCAGCGCCCUCCAGGCAGUGGCCACCUCGGUGCAGAGAGCAGUGGCUGUGGCAGGCGGCGAGGUGCCUGUCACCCGCGGGGCAGUCGAGGGCAUCCUCAUCAAACACGUGCUAGAGACGGGCAGCUCUAAGACGGGUAGCAAAGCCGAGGAGGAGCCGUACGCUCCAGCUGUCUGCGAGGAGCCUGAGGCCAGGAGCAGAAGCCGCAGCCUGAAGCCCCCCACCCGACCAAAGACAUCUCAAAACGUACAGAUAUCACCCACUUUCACCCCGCUUCUGCAGCUGCCCAAGGCUGUACCGCAGAGCGGAGAGCCUCGAGUGCCAGCGCCCACCAUGCUCAGCCAGGACCCCGCACCCACCCAGGAGAAUGAGGAUGAGUGUGCGGCCUGCGGCGACGGCGGUGAGCUCAUCUGCUGUGACGGCUGCCCCAGGGCCUUCCACCUUGCCUGCCUGGUGCCCCCGCUGCCCCGCGUCCCCAGUGGGACGUGGCGGUGCAGCUCCUGUGUGGGGAGCACAGCCGAGCACCAACGGCUGCGGGAGGGGGAUUCAGCAGCAGAGCAGCCCUCUGAGGUCCAGGGGCAGGAGCCCUGUGGCACAUGGCAGGGUGGAGGCGAUGGGAGCACGUGCAGCCGCUGCUUAACCCAGAUCCAAGCACUCCGACACUGCCCUGCACCCAGCGGGGACCGUGGGGGGCUGCUGCUCUGCACAUCCUGCACAGGCACUGCAGAUGUGGACAGCCUGGUGAGCACUACAGCAGUCGGCAACCAGCCGCUACCUGCAGCAAAGGCAGCAGAUGUCUGCACCAGCAACGACCCCGUGCUGCACAGGGACGAGCUCGAUGCGCUCUUGGGUGAGGGAACCUGGGAUGGGAUCCUGCAAUGGGCCUUCCAGAGCAUGGCGCGGCCCCUCGCAGACACCCACGGCCUCUACACCUAA